AGUGUCAGAGGAGAGAGAAGAAAUAAAUAAUGAGAGAGAAAAAGGUGAGAGAGAGAGGUAGUUAUAAUAAUGUUGUAAUGGAAAGAGAAGAGAAACAGAAGAGAGAAAGAUAUGUCAGUAAUAGCAGAGGAGAGAGAAAAAAAAUUAACACAAUUAGACCUGAAAAGACCAAGCAAAAUAAAAAACAUGAAGACCUAAUUAACCCAGUUUUAAAAUCGGGUAUCAAAUGGAAAUUCAGCCCAAACUUGGGACUAAAUAGGUAUUUAAGCCUUAUUUUAAAUACACAUUUUAAACAAUUUUAUACAUUUGAAUAUAAAAGUGUUUUGAACUUCUUUAAAUACGUUUUGUUUUCACUUCCAGAAUUUAAGAACAGCAGACUCCUCGUUCUGCCAUUACUCUUGGAAAUUCAAAUUCGAAACGGAAGCAAAUCGAAUCGAUUUUGUAGGAAGAUGGAGCAGAUGCAAUCGCAAGUUAUGGAACACUUCGUGACUAAAAUCAUUUCUUCCUUCAGCGCUAACGUCCUAGCUUCCGUCCUUGUAGAAGCCACUGCUCACCGCAACCUCUUCGCUUUCUCAGAUUUUUUCUCCCUCUCAUCUCUUCAACAGCUUAAAGCAACUGAGAAUUGUGUUUAUCUUGAUAUGCUUCAGUUGUUUGCAUAUGGAACAUGGAGUGAUUACAAGAAUAAUGCUGGUCGUCUUCCGCAAUUGAUACCUGAUCAGAUCCUCAAGCUUAAGCAACUCACUGUUCUUACACUGGCUAGCACGUACGAGGUACUACCCUAUGACCAACUGAUGCAGGAGUUAGAUGUGACAAAUGUUAGUGAACUUCAAGAUUUUCUGAUUGAUGAAUGCAUGUACUCGGGACUAGUAAGAGGAAAGCUGGAUCAUCUUCGACAAUGCCUUGUGGUCCAGUUUGCAGCGUGUAGAGACUUGUGUCCUGCUAACCUUGGGAGUAUGAUACAGACACUCUCCAACUGGUUGUCUGAAUCAGAAAAUCUUCUUGUUGUACUUCAAGAGGAAAUAAUAUUGGCUGAUGCUAGGCAUGGAAUUGAGAAACUGCAAAAGCAGAGAGUGGAACUGAAUCUUCAAGAAGUAACGAAUAAUCUUGUAAAGGCCGUUCCGAUAACUGAUUAUGUAUCUUGUGGGAAGCAGGAUAAGUUGUGUAAAGGGUUUGUUCUGGAUAGCGUCCUUGCUUUAAUUUAAAACUCAUUUAGCAAACUUAGGCUCAAACCUUGAAAGUGUAAUACUCACAAUUGCAUUCUAUAAUUUUCUCCCACUUUUAUUCUGUUGAUUUGCCUAGAAGUUUCAUGUGAGAUCAUGAUACGUCUUUUUUCUCAUUAUGGCUGAUUGUAAGUACCUAUUUUGGGCAUUCAUUGGUGGAAUUCUGACAGAAAUGCAUCAGAAUUAGUAAGAAAAACGGAAAUCUAAUUCAAAUCAAUCCUCACACUGUAGCUCAAUAGUCGGUGGAUUCAUAAACGGAAAUGGUUAUGACAAAUUGCUGAAACAAAAUAUAUGUAACUCAAGUAUUCUCUUCCUUACCUAUAUUUUCCUACCCUCUGUAUCACCAAUAUUUGCCCACUAAACAGUUGCAACUAUUUUAAUAAAUCCUUAUGACUCUCAUCUUCUGUUACUAGUCUUUCUCUUUUUGAUAUAAACCUUCUUAAUGGCUGAUUUACUAACACGGUCUUUAUGUUUGAAUGGAACCAGUAAGUAUCUGUUAAAUAUUACAAAAAAUUUGUA
Vigna radiata var. radiata (mung bean) is the source of this 1739-nucleotide messenger RNA. RefSeq names its product COP9 signalosome complex subunit 7. The transcript has 8 exons. The coding region runs from base 30 to 1202 and encodes 390 amino acids. The record is from RefSeq and is a predicted model, not a curated record. Lineage: Eukaryota; Viridiplantae; Streptophyta; Magnoliopsida; Fabales; Fabaceae. Gene Ontology annotation, cellular component: COP9 signalosome.